Molecule: messenger RNA, 1416 nt
Organism: Cuscuta epithymum
Lineage: Eukaryota; Viridiplantae; Streptophyta; Magnoliopsida; Solanales; Convolvulaceae
Source: the annotation of a GenBank genome assembly
UUCUAUUCUCCACUUUUCCUUCUGAAACCCAAACUCGGGUUUCUCUCUGAUCUGUUGCUCUGCUUCUCUCUCUAAAAUCAAUCUGUUGAUAGAUACCAGAUAGAAGGAUAUUCCUAAAUCUCUCUGUGUGGGUACUGAUAUAUGGAGAUUCCUGAUCUGAAUAUGAUUAGAGAUUUCGAAGCGGGUGUGAAAUGUUUACAGAACCCAUCUCUCAUUUCUCGGUCCUUUCCGAUCUCUGGAAUCGAGCGUAGCUUCUGGAAAUGGGGGGCUCUGAUUCUAGCCCUGGUUGCCACCUUCGGCGGCAUAAUCAGGCGAUUGAAGCUUUUCUUCUUCUACAUCCGCACGGUCAAGCCUUCUGCGGAGCCUCUGCUUCAGUAUCUCAACGAGGAUUUCGAUUUCUCCGAUGAAGACGAUGACGAGAAUUCCUCGGUUGCUUCCUCAGAAGAGGAUGAGAUCCGGCGGAUUACGAGCUCCUCUUUCUAUAAAGGCCAGAGGAGAAGAAACGGCGGCAAUCUGAGAUGUCGACGGCGACGGGACGUCGUCGAGAGGUUACCGGCGUGGUCCGGCGGGAAGAGCGUGGUCAAGCUCUGGGACAAUUUGGCUCUGGGUUACGAUUUUGACGAGGAGGUUAUUUCACUUUGGGAUUUGAAUAAGGAUACGGCAUCACCGACGAAUACUUUCCCCGGAUCUUCUAGGGUCCCGGCUGUGACGAUGGCGUCGCCGGCGGUGGUUAUGUCAUCGGAGGCUAGAGAUAACGGCGAAGACGUCAUUGUCGCUGCCUAUGAUACCCGAAAACCGGGUAAAGCUCCGGCUAUAUGUGCGGAGUGGCACUCGCGAGUCAAGAAUGUGGUGGAUAUCAUUUGCGGCGGCGGCGACGAGAAGGUUUACGUCGGGGACCGCGGCGCCGGCGUUCUCGCGGUUGGUGAUAUGAGGAACAUGAAGACGCCGUUGGAAAGUUAACGGGCCGUGACGUUAACCUGGUCGGAGGCUGACGCCGUCAUGACCGUGGGGGCGUGGAUGAGUAAUGUACACGGGAUUGGAGAAUGAGUUGUCCUUAUCUGUCAAGUUUGACGGUUCGGUACACCGUGCGAUACGGAAUCGGUGAUACAUUCGAACCAAUUAAUGAAUUGUGAAAUUUGACGGGAACACUGCCUUGUCUUGUUGUGCCCUUGUCUGUAAAUACUUAAAUUAAAAAUAAUUUAUUUAUUGACAAUUCAUUUUCCAAUUGGAUCUUAUUUAUUUUUUAUUCUUCUCUCUAAACAAAGUCAAAACUAGCUUAGUGACGAGUCAUAAAAAUAAGUUUAUGAAGAAAUGUUAUUAAAGUUAUUAUUCCCUCCGUGCCUGUUUCACUUUCCUUUUUUGUUGUAUUAAAAAAAUGUCUCACCUUUAUUUUAGGAAAUAAAUUCACCUCAAAAG